Lytechinus pictus (painted urchin) is the source of this 5637-nucleotide messenger RNA. RefSeq lists its product as uncharacterized. Lineage: Eukaryota; Metazoa; Echinodermata; Echinoidea; Temnopleuroida; Toxopneustidae. Gene Ontology annotation, molecular function: nucleic acid binding. The transcript has 6 exons. The coding region runs from base 25 to 1629 and encodes 534 amino acids. Gene Ontology annotation, cellular component: nucleoplasm. The record is from RefSeq and is a predicted model, not a curated record.
GCUUUAGUUUUUGAUUUGCUGGUUAUGUCGCUGAUUAUGGCGUCCACCAGCAGUAGGAAAACGUCCUCAAAAAAACGUCAAAAUGUUUGCACGAAUCGGCCGUUGUAUCGUGAUGGACGGCGUGGUACGGCUGUGAAGGUAUUCACAAUUAAUCAGGAAUCCCGCUAUCUCCUUGUUCAUGGAGUCCCCGACAUCAACGUCACCGAUGAACUUCUGAAGCUCUUGUCUCUCUACGGGAAGAUAGAGGAAUACCGUACACUUGACGAGUCAGACGCAGAGGAGUUCACCAAGACGCACUGGAUCAAGUAUGCAGAUAUCUCUGCUGCUAGAGUUGCCAAGCGCAAGAUGGAUGACUAUUCAUUCUAUGGAGGUUUCCUGCAUGUAUCCUAUGCUCCUGAGUAUGAGACUGUCGAUGAUACAAGGAAAAAGCUCCAACAAAGGAGAAUGGAUAUGGCAAGAAGACUGAGGAAACUCGCCCAAGAGAGGGCAUCUGAUGAAGCUGGCAGUUUGGAAACUAUUGAGGCAUCAUCCACACCUGAUACAAGUGAUCGUCACCUUGAUAGACCUUCACCUGUGACAGCUUGGAUGCCAACUCCAUCUCAAGAAGCAAGGUCAUCAGCAAGUCCUGAUACUCCAAGAGCAGCUGCAGGAGGUGGCGUUGAUGCACGCUAUGGACACAGUCAUCCUGGUAAUGAACUUGGAAACCCUGAUCAGCAGAAUGAGCAGAUUCCCUCGUCCAUCCCUGAGCCACCCCGAAGACUACCUCCCUGGCAAUGGAACACUCCUAGCCAGCCAGAGUUCCCAAGACUGAGAACUAAACAUGACACUCUCCCUGAUGGGUUCAAUCCAUUCCCUGACAGGGGUGGUCAGCUCAAUCAAGGUCAGGUGGAACCCACUCAUCAGGUUCCAUCAUCGAUAUCAGCAGUACCUUCAAGUGCCUUCAUUGGACCUUUAUGCCCCCCGGUUGGUGGUUCAGUCAACCCAGCAUUAGAUCCAGAUUCACAAUGUUCUCUGCAGCAUGGACAGAGAUUUAGGGACCCUGGUGCAAGACCAAAAGAGAGGUCCUUCCCUUCUCACUCUGGUAAUCACCUUGAACCCGCAGAUCACCAACAAACUGAUCAUCAGCAUGGUCAGGUGGUUGGAGGUACGGAUGGUGCUCAAACUGGACAAGUUCAAGGUCCUGGAUCCCAUGCAGGCUGUGCUGGUGCUGAUUAUUCACAGAUCGACCAGAGACCUAAGCUGGUUGGGAGAAGGAGAUUGGGAUCCAACACUUCAGGCUCUCCUGUCAAGCAAGCACAUGUGGCACAAAGCAAGACACCACAUGCUUCUGGUCUCUCGAGCCAGCCAGUCUUCUUUCCUCGUGUCGUCAGUACUAGAACAAAGCGGUCAGCCUCCAGCAUAGAGGAAGAUGACCAACAGAGUGACCACCAAAGCUCUCCAGCAACAGGGGACACUUCGUUUGAUAGGACAGUCGGCUCAGUACGUCAGCAGAUGUCCCAGAUAUCCCAGGCAGUCGUGAGUAGUACAGGUCCUACAUCUACCUUCCAAAGAAUACUGAUACAAACCAGAAACCAAGAAAGAAUGGGUCUGUUACCACGAAGGCCACCUACCAAGAGACAGAGAAUAUGACACUGUGGGACACACACAUUCCAGUGUGGUAUGGUAAAAUGUCAGGAUUAUGUUGUCAAUGUAAACAUGCUCCCAUUAGUCUUUUUAUACAUCUGUAUGUGUAUUUCAGCUACUUUACUAAUUUUGUUGUAUCGUGUAUGUAUAAACAGGUUUCUUUUUUGCCAAAAUAUUUGGUAAUGGUUGUCAAAUGCAAACUCUCAAGAAACAAACUUUGAAGUAAAGAUGAAUUUUUAACUUUUUUUCUUGGACAGAAAUGGGAACAGAUAGAGUGCUAAGGAAUUGAGAAAUCAAAAUACAGAUUUUUAUAUGAAAGAGAAUUUCAGGCUUUUCUGACCCCUGCAUUUCUUCAAUGACACAAUUUGUUUUAUGAGUUACUCAUACAAUACUGGAUGAAGUGUUCACCAUUUCUUAAAUUCAGGGGAAACAUAUUUCCUUAGCAACACUCAAGGAUGAAGGUCCUUGAUCUUGUCCGCAAAUAUGCAGUGUAUCCAGUUUGGAAGUAGUGUAGUAUUAACUCUUCUCUAGUGAAGACAGCAGCAUGUUCUCCAUGCAGUUCAGCUGCUGUAUACCAUCCCGGAGCUGAUACACAUGGGAAAGAGAUGGCCAAGACGGCGAAUACCUGGGAACGGCAAGAGAAAGGAAAACAAAUAUAUCAUUGGUGCGAUUGUUAUUUGGUUUUCCAUAAAAUCCCAAGUAAAUUUCAUUUGCCGGUCGGUUCCGUAUUCAUUACGAAAAUACACCGUUUGGGGUUUCACCGCUGUUGGGGUCGCAAACUGCGGUAAUAGACCCCAUUUUUCGUUUGAAACUCUCAUUUCUCAUUUGAACAUUUCCAAGCCCCGAUAAACCCAUCUUGGCCAGGUAAUCCCCGUUGUCUCAAUUUCAUCUCCACUGGCCAGUAAAGCCAAGGACGAAAUGAUAAACAACAGCUGUGCUAUUACGUAAGACUUCUCUGCCUGAAGAAGGAACUUCAGAAUUAAAUUAUUGUCUUCGAUAUUUAAUCACGUUUUCAAAGGCAUAUUGUAUUCAGACAUCCAAUAUUAGUCCUUUUUCAAUUUCGAACGAAGAAAAUCGACCUCGAAAUAAGGAAAAUAAGCGAAUAAAAAUUAGGUUAUGCUUUGCAUGCAGGGACUGCCCUUAAAGCGCUGCGCACACGAUGCAUUCACCGCGUGUAUACACGGAACUCCAUAGCAGGCUCUUAGACACGUUGCAAUCCAUCGUGUGUGACCCCCUGCUGUGCUGGGCUGUCGCGUUAUCUUCAGACCGAGGUCAAGAAACAGGUGUUUUGAUACUUAAAUUUCUUGCUUGGGGGCAGUUCGGGAUUAUAGUGGUUGGAGAAGAGAAUUGGUGAAAACGAUCUGGGGUAUAGCCUUCUCAAACGGAGGUAUUUCGUCAUGUUGUCCAAACAACAUGGUCAUAAAGAAACAAAAAAUGGAUUCUUGACUGCGCGCAGUCAAAAUUUAUGCCUUUGCCAUUGCCAGAUGGCAAAUAUACAUGUAUUACACACCUAUAUACAUGGCAAAUAUACAUGUAUUACACACCUAACUUCUAAACUUUUCAAAUAAUGAUCUCAGUGACAUUUGACCUAGUGAUCGAACUAAGAUCAUAUCAGAUCAUUGUCACUUCCAUAUGCAAACAUGUGCCAAGAUUGAAGUUGAUCCCUCAAAUGAUUCUUCACGUAUUGUGAGAACGAGAUAUUUGAAUGUAUAAUGACCUCUGUGAACUUUAACAUAGUGACCCUUAGAUCAUUGUCACUCCCAUAUGCACAGAGCCAAGUUUGAAGUCGAUCCCUCAAAUGCAUGGUUCUUCAGUUAUCACGAGAAUGAGAUAUAUCACUUUAUCUGACCUCUGUGACCUUGGAUCUUGUGACCCUAUAAUCAGAUCAUUGUCACUCACAUAUACACACAUGAGCCAAGAUUGAAGUUGAUACGGAUGGACGGACAACCUGUAAACAUAAUCAUUGGCUUAUUGCUGAAUUCUGCUGCAACCACCUAGCUGCAAGCCGGGCAGAAGCGUAAAACUUGCACGUAGGUCUAUAUAUACCGUCGUCAAAACUGCAUAGAUUUAGUUUUUACCAUAAAUAUUACAGGGUGUGCAGGCCCAAACUUGUUGAUAUUUUUCAGAUGUUAUACGAAAUCUAUCACAAAAUUAGGUGCCCGGUGUACAUAUGUACACAUGAACAAAAAAACAAUUAGCUCUGACUAAAUUUAUUGAUGUUGGACAACGAAAUUGAUGAAAAAAUCUCGAAAUAUCGUAGACCGCAACGCACUUGAUAAACAAGGAAAACUAGUAUGUGCGAACAGGGCGGCCGGCCCGCGAGCGUGGCUUUAUUUCGACAAACUUUAUUGCAGAAUUGGCAAGAUAAUUAACCCCAAUUUUUCACAAAGAUUCGACAUUAAUUAUCUCAAUAAAAAUCAUCACUGUCAUACCUAUAUCAAAAUGACAAUGACAAUGUAGUAUGUGUAAUAGUUACUCCCUAUCAAAUAUGCAAAUGAGAAAUUGAAAAUAUCAAAACAUUUUGUAGCUUUUAUUUAUGAAAUGAAGAGGGGAUGUUAAAAUUCCACAAAAAGCACAAUUUAAUUUGGAAGGAACUGUUAUUGUCAGAUGAAAAUCGUAUCCCUCUUUGAAGAGGUUUUAACAGGAUUGGUUAUAUAACAUAUAUAAACCCUAUAAAACUCAACGUAUGACAGUUAGAAAUGAAAAAAAUAGGCAAUUGGAACAAAACAUGUCAGUGUUCAUAAUAUAAAAUGACAAUUGAAAAGUCUGAUUUAUGUGAAGAUUAGAGUUCUUAUGCCAAAAUAUAUAUCAAAUCCGUGAAAUUACUAGCGUCUGUUUUCACAUCCGCGUCUCUCCUUAUGCCGAAGGUAUCUUGCAUGCCCAUCUAUAGCUUUCACUGCAGUCUUCCAAGCGGCUCCUUGCUGAGAUCUGGGCAUGGGGCAGAUUUGGAAGAGGUGUUCUGGUAGGACUGCAACCCUCUCUGGAUCCAGGCGUGCCUCGCUUUUGCCAUUUACACAACGGUGCAGUUCCUUUGAUAGCUCUGCAGCUACCCUUGAUGGAAUUAUUGUUUGAAUCAUCAUCAAAGGACUCCUAUGAGGUGGUUGAGGAGCUGGCCUAGGUGUUGGUUGGGUGUGGUGCCUGGCUGGUGGGGUGUUCUCCUGUGUUGCUGGUGUAGUCUGUAUGAUAGAAAGGAGAAAUAAGGAAACGUAACCAAUGAUAAAACAUCUAUCUAAAUUAUCAAAUCCAAAAUAAUAAUAAUAACUUAAUCUUAUAUAGCGCUUUUCAUGAAAUCCAUAUCAAAGCGCUUUACGAUGUAGAACAUACGAAAUAUACAAACGAAAGUGAAAUUAGAAAUCAUUUUUUAAAAAUAUAUAUAUCAAGGACACUGUAAAUGGGGCUAUCUUGAAUAUGCUUUCUUCAUGAGAUACAUCUUUAAAUUGGAUCAAAACAAUGUGAUAUUUGGGAUACAACGGAGGGAAGCUGGAAGAGUAUUCCAAAGACGUGGGGCAGAGCUUGAAAAGAGUUUUGAAUUCUUUGCAGCUUAGAAAUAUCCUUUUCUGGAAUUCUAUGAAGCAGGCUUUUGCAACUGUCAAGAAGGAAACUAAUAAAUGCACGAAUGAGGACUUCAGUAGAUGACUUAGAGAGAUAUUUACGAAUUUUGAAAUUUUUCUUAGGGCAAAGGACGCUUUACGACAGAUGCUGUUGACAUGGGUACGCAUUGAAAGGUUUUUAUCAAACAAAACACCUAAGUUAGUAACCGUUUUAGAGGGAUGUAUAUGAACAUUUGCAAUUUGAAUUGGAGGUAGCUCAGGGGUAUGUCUACGAUGGGAGGACAGAUGCAUGACUUCCAUCUUGUUAUCGUUAAGGAGUUGGUAGUUCACAGUCAUCCAGGAAUAAAUGACACCAAGACAAUAUUCCAGGUCCUGCAACAUUCGGAGAGCUUCAAUGCAAACUAAAAACAGGGCCCUGGGAACAAUUUUUUUUGCUGGAGGUGCUGAAGUAAAUUUGACACGG